Messenger RNA from Folsomia candida, 3220 nucleotides. RefSeq lists its product as uncharacterized. The transcript is spliced from 3 exons. NCBI's taxonomy places the organism in Eukaryota, Metazoa, Arthropoda, Collembola, Entomobryomorpha, Isotomidae. The coding region runs from base 239 to 3139 and encodes 966 amino acids. The record is from RefSeq and is a predicted model, not a curated record.
AGAGUAACAAUUUAGACAAUCAAGAAUUGCCUGAGGUUGAAGGAGUAAUAAGAGUUGCACUCGUUGUCUUCUUCAAACCGAAGAAGCAGUUCGACGAGACAGAUCUCUCGGAGUUGUUCAUUCUAUACUUCAUUCUGCUCGGGGAUUCCAUUUCAGGCGGAAAAUAAUUGUGACGAAAUUAGAUAAAUAGUAUCAAAAAAAUGGAUUUAAUACUUUAGUUUAAUAUUUCUGUGACAUUAUGAAAGUGAGAUUGGAUUUUCCGUUCGCCGGUGUGCUUUUAAUUAUUGCACAUUUGGUAGGAGAGACGUUGACCUAUGAACCUGUAGGUCAUUCAUUGUUAUAUAAUAAUCAGUGGGUUGGCAGUUUUGGUGCUAUUUUAAUUCCUACAUUGACAAUAUGGCAGUUUGUUACGUCAGUGCAAUGUACGAUAGUGGAUCCUGCGAAAGAGAUGAGGGCAUUCGCCUCACAACAAGAAAAAGCCGUCCAACAACAAAGACAGCCCAAAAUCAUUAAAGAAUUGACUAUGCUCAAUCGCCAGAGCUGUUUAUCCAAAAUUUUGUGCGGUGUGGAAGUUGCCAAACCUCCAUCGUCCUCUUCGUCAACCAUGAAUGAUUAUGCUUUCAUAGUCAAAAGUUUCUUUGACGUUUUGUCACUUGGUGGCCGAGGUAAAAAGAAAAACGGCAACCAAGAUGAUGAAAGUCCAGAAAGUGAUGAAGAAGAAGAAGAUGACAUUGAAUCUUUAUCUGGAUCUCGACGUAAAAAUUCAAAGAAACGAUUUUCAAGUAACUUUGGUGGCGAGCCUGACAUUGAAGACACGUAUUCAAAAGAUUUGGAGGAUUUGCUUAAAGAACGCGAUGGCUUCUUUAAAAGGAGAGGAAGACAAUAUAAUUUAACUGCAGUGGAAAACCUCACAAAUUCGAAAUUGGAUCGAAUGACGAGAGGAUUUUUAGGAAAUCCACGAUUUGAUAAAACAGCAUUUUUAAAUAAGAAGCAAUUACAAAUUCAACAGGCCCAAAGUGAUCAAGAAAAAUUACAAAUUGCCGGCGAAGUUGCAAAUAAAUUACAAAAUCCAAGGCAAUGUCGUCUUUUGAGCUGGUUCCGUCCAAGUUACACGACGACCACCACAAUUACGACAACGUCAAAUGAACCAUCAGUUUCACAAAGUACCGUUAAUUCAAUGUGUCCAUUUACUGUUAGUGAAUUACAAGCCAUGAUUGGUCCAGUCGCUAGUCCACAAAAUGUUAAAAAUGAAGAACAAAUUACCAACAAUGUUCAAAAUCAAAUUACGAAAAUUGUUCCACUACCAAAAUACCAUCCAAAACCAGCGUAUCAAAUUUUUCCAAAGGCUUCCAUAAAGACUACUCCCAUCCCAAUUUCAGUUUAUGGUGAAUCUGAUCCGGAUUUGGAGUUAAUUAAAGAUCCAUUUUAUUCACUCCUUCCUCCGGAAUAUGCACCACCCAAAGAGCAACAGGACGAGAAAUAUGGCAAUUUUUAUUUAAAUUCGGAUGAUGCAUCUGCCAAUUAUCAAUCUACCCAAGCGCCAAAAAAAGUGCUCAACGCCACAACAACAACGACGACAACGACGACUCCGAAACCCGUAUUAACCAGUGAAGAAGAAGAGGAAGAAGAUGAUAUUGACGAUUCUGUUGAAGAAAACAAUGACUUUGAAGAACACGUACAAACACAUCCCAACCCACACGGCCACAACAACAAAGGAGGAGGAAUGAGGUACAUGGCUUCAACUGUUGGUCAAAGUUCCAGAAUAAGAAUCCGAAUUCCCAGUAAAAUUCACAUUUCAAUUCCAUCCAUUCGUGGAAUUGCGGCCAACUUUAGAAAAGAUGUACAAAAACCUUUGAAUAUUCCAUUGCCAAAUCCAGUCGAUGAUAAUUCAGACGAAUCUCCGAUCGAAAGGCGAGAAACCAAACGGCAAACGAAUUUUAAUCAUGAAAAACAAUUAGUUUUUAAAACUAAUUUAGAAUUUCAAGACAAAAUUGUUGAUCAGAAAGCACCAGAAUUUUUUGUUUCUAAAAAGAAACCAUUGGAUCCACCACCACCGAUUCCUCCGAAACAGAAUUAUGAUGACGAUGAUGAAGAUUCCGAAGGGGAGGAAGAAGAAGAAGAAGAAAGAUCAAGUAUCCAAACUCAACAAAAAUAUUCUGAUGAUGAUUCCAAUGAGGAGAUAAUUCCUCAGAAAUAUGAAAGUCAAAGUCAAAAACAAUCAAAACCAACAACUCGUCGUCCCCUGUUAUCAUUUAAUUUACCGUCAAUUUUACGGUCAAAAACUACGACUACAACCACAACCACACAAAGGCCUCCACCAACGAAAUAUUCACCCAGUAAAAAUUCCACAGGAUUACUGCGACACGUUUUAAGCCCACAUGGAAUGCGUACAUUGUCCACAAUCACCUCAAUGUUUUAUGGUUCUAAACAAGAUGAAGUCCAUCCACAUGAAAAUGCUCCGCCGCCGCCACCUCCACCACGACGACGACGAAAGAAAGGACCAAAACGUCAUCGACGACCACGACCAAAGAGACCCCGCCCACAACACGAUCAAGGUGACGAUGAAGAAGAGGACGAUGAGGACGAGGAAUCUGACGAAUCGAUAGAAACUAAACCCACGCCGACGAUUCCACCACUCGUUCCAGUCAAAAUGCCACCACGAAUAGUCGCCGUUCCAAUUUAUUUAGAAGGAAAGGAAGCCUGGGAAAAGGCACAAGACGAAGAAGAGUUUUUCGAGCCAAAAACAAAAAAUAAGGUGAAAAAUAAACCAGAAAAGUAUGAUUACGAUGAAAGUGUGGAAACUACAAAUUCUGGCGAAGGGAUUGAUUUCGGACCUGGUCAAGGAAUACAAACGGAAUAUUCUGAGAUUGUGGAUAAAGUUAAACGACCUGGGCUUCAUAAUCCCAACAGUGAUCGAUACGUCUAUGGCCUUCCUACCACGUGGGAAUUUAUGUACGAUGAAUUAAAGAAGCAGAAAAAUAAUCAGAAAAAUAAGGAAAGUGGGAAUGAAAGUGACGAGUCUGGAGAAAGUGGUGGCAAUGAUUCAAAACCGCCGAGGAGAAAACCUCCCCCACCGUUGAAUUACUAUAAUAGGAGACCUGCAGCAUCACAUUAUUUCCCUUUGGAACCUAUUGAUUAGUUUUAUUUAUUUAUUUAUUCAUUUACAAGAGAGGAGAGUAUUAAUAAACCGAAUUACUGAUCGAAAUGUCGUAAGAGUGAA